Suncus etruscus (white-toothed pygmy shrew) is the source of this 336-nucleotide messenger RNA. It is a transcript of the gene CXCL17, whose product is annotated as C-X-C motif chemokine ligand 17. Gene Ontology annotation, biological process: macrophage chemotaxis; positive regulation of monocyte chemotaxis; positive regulation of macrophage chemotaxis. The transcript is spliced from 4 exons. The record is from RefSeq and is a predicted model, not a curated record. The coding region runs from base 1 to 336 and encodes 111 amino acids. Lineage: Eukaryota; Metazoa; Chordata; Mammalia; Eulipotyphla; Soricidae.
AUGCAGCAGACACUCCAGAAAACUGUCCUCCAGGAACAGGACAACCUGACCUCAGGGGUCGCCAGAGGUUAUAGGGACCAACGCCAGCGUUCUGGGCUUUGGCUCUGGGAAGGUGGCCAAGAAUGUGAGUGCAAAGGUUGGUUCCAGAGAGCCCCAAAAAGAAAACUCAUGGCAGAGCAGGGGCUGCCAAAGAAACAAUGUCCUUGUGAUCGUUUCAAGAGCAAAGUGAAGAAAACCCGACAUCAAAGGUACCACAGGAAGACAAACAAGCACGUCAGAGCCUGCCGGCAAUUUCUAAAAAAAUGUCAGCUAGCAAGUCUUUCUUUGCCUUUAUAA